CCAAAAUGAUCGAUGACUUUCCCUAAUCAUGUUACUUGCAUAGAAAGGUUUCAAACCUAAAUUUACAUACAUUUUGUUUUAUUUAUUAUUUAUACAAUUAAUUAAUUUAAAACAUUUUAAUACCGUCAGUAAUGUGUCUGUCAAAUUCCGAAUUUACUUAUCAUUAAUGGGAAACGGAAGCUUUAUCUAAGGAAAACGGGAUCGAAAGGCCGGGAAAAGUUUAGUUUGAAGGCAAGCCGAUACUUUCACCAGCUAUUCGCUUAGCAGUAUAGUUACUUUCUGGAAAAUAAAUAAGUGACAAAAUAUUUCACUAUGUUACAUUUAAAACUGAAACUAACAUUGCCACUAGUACUUGUUUUUGUAGGGAUUUUAUGUCGUAGUAAUCUUGAAAUUAUUUUUAAAAGUUUAAUGAGCUUCAUUCGUGAAACAGAAGAGAAAAAUAGUAUUAAAGUGUUUUUACCUGACGAACUAUUGGAAUAUAAGGGAGUUGUUAAGAGAAACCUUUAUGUCGCCGUAUUAGGGACGGUUUUUGAUGUAACUAAAGGGAAAAAGCACUAUGGCAAAGAUUCUCCUUACCAUUAUUUUACAGGCAAGGAUGGCUCCCGAGCACUUGUUACAGGCGAUUUUAAAGAUGAAAGUGAAAAUCGCGAUCAUACUUUGGAUCUGUCUUGCGACGAUUUACUUACAUUGGUGAAUUGGCGGAGUACUUUCAGAAAAAAAUAUAAAUAUGUUGGAGUAUUAAAUGGGAGGUAUUUUGACAAAUAUGGAAAAAAGACUGCCUAUUAUCAAGACGUAAUAAAAAAAGUGGAACAAUGCAAACAAGAGAAAGAAACAGCCAAGAGGAAAGAACUAGAAUAUCCACCAUGCAACAUGGAAUGGAGUGAAGAUCGUGGCACAAAAGUGUGGUGUUCUUUAAACAGUGGUGGCAUUACAAGAAACUGGGUAGGAGUUCCUCGACAGUAUUAUGAACCCGGUGAAGAUAAGCCUCGUUGUGUAUGCAUCAAGGAUGAUUACAAUGUUCCUGCAGGACUACUCAAGGAGUAUGAUAACUGCGCUAAAACAUCUACUACUUGUAUAUUGCCAGUUAGUUAGUUUUAAUAUCUCAUCUACAAUAAUAAACUACAAACACCCAAAACUCCUUAGACAACGAUAAAGCAUCAUCACAUAAUGUGGCAUAAUUGUGAAUUAUUUUAUAGCUUUUUUUUUAUUAUUAAAUUCUGCAUUAUAGCAAUCUGUCAUACUUAUGUAACAAUAGGCUAAUUCUUGUCCAAUACCUUAAUGUAUUUUAUUUACUAUAACAUGAUAAGCACUAUAGAAUUAAGUGUCUCAAGCCCUUCUCCUAUGAUGCAAUGAUUGUUACUGCUAAGUUUUAGAGCAAGUUCAUUAUUAUGUUUCAUGUUCAUUAUUCUGUUAUUACUUGUGUUAUUGUUGGGAUUUUCAGAUCUUAAUAUAUGAUUUUAAUGUAUUGAGGAAUAUUAAAGAUGAGUCUAACUUUUCAAUAUUUCAAUAUUCUUUUGGCUUACUGUACCCUACAACCAAAUACCAUAGCUCUAAAUUUGUUUCAGUAUUACUUAUCCUAUUAGUGUGGUGUGUGUGCUCAUUUGAGAGUGCUGACACGUGGGGCAGUACAAGUUAAGUUUUCAAGGGUUGUAUCUCCAUGUUUACUCCUUGUCCAUGUAUUAUUAGAAAUGGAAUUAUUUCAUGAUAUUAAGAGGCUAUACAAUUAGUAAUAAGAACAGAGUAAAUUGAACUUUUCAAUUUUAACUUAUGUAUUAUUUUCAUAUGAGCAAUUUCUGUAUUUUAAAUAUACAGUAAGUUUAUACUUUACCAUUAAAAAAACCAGACAAGUGCAAGGUUGAUUUGCAAACUGAGGGUUCUGUAUGUAUUUGUUAUUAAAAUUUAUAAUACCGUAUCAAUUUGUGCAACAUUAUCUUUUGAUUGGGUUGAAUUACAAUCUUGUAUUUUUUCCACAGUUGAAAAAGACCAUAGACCCAAGUAAUUUAUCACAAUUUCAACUUGAUAAACCUGUGCAUUCUAGAGAAAAAGGGUCUUAAACAAACAGACCUCAAAGUCAUCCUAUAAAGGUUUUUUAGAGGAAUGGAAACCUCAAAA
Messenger RNA from Manduca sexta (tobacco hornworm), 2112 nucleotides. Its product is annotated as neuferricin. The transcript is spliced from 4 exons. NCBI's taxonomy places the organism in Eukaryota, Metazoa, Arthropoda, Insecta, Lepidoptera, Sphingidae. Bases 313 to 1092 code for a protein of 259 amino acids. The record is from RefSeq and is a predicted model, not a curated record. Gene Ontology annotation, cellular component: membrane; endomembrane system.